Molecule: messenger RNA, 617 nt
Organism: Aspergillus alliaceus
Lineage: Eukaryota; Fungi; Ascomycota; Eurotiomycetes; Eurotiales; Aspergillaceae
Exons: 1
Coding region: 92-448 (118 amino acids)
Source: RefSeq, a predicted model, not a curated record
CCGACGGUUCGGGCACUGCAUACUAACAUGAGUCAUGCCCCACGCUCUUGUCGAAUCCCAAGAGUCGAACUGAGUUCCACAUUGUGAAAGCAUGUGCUCCAUACAAGUGCCUAUUCCGAAGGGAAGAGUCAAGGAAAAGAAGUCAGACAAAGAAAAGGAAGGGUAUGGAAGUUGUUUCUCUCCAGGUGGUUUGUUGAGGGUCAAGUUAGUCGGCGGUGAAGAAGUGAUAGAUCACAUGGCCUUAUCCACUGCAAUUUACAAGUCGAGAUACGUAGUCUUUGUAUUUCUCUUUCUCUCUCUCUCUCUCUCUCUCUCUCUCUUUUCAACCAGCGUCGGCUUUUUUUUCUCAGUGUUUUCUUCUUCUUCUUCUUCUUCUUCUUCUUCUUCUUCUUCUUCUUCUCUUAGUGUCUGGUCUUUCCCCUCUUUAGAGCAAGUUUUCGUCCUUUAGAUCGGGUAACUAACAGACUCUAUCGAUCUUUCCCUGACUAGCACGGAAUUUGUGAUCUGCAGGGGUAGAGUCGGGAUUUGGACUGUUUAAUUUCACGGGUGUUCCUAUCCGGCACAUUGAUACUUAGCUAGGUCGGACGGCAGCCUGCGGGAUUUCCUAUCUAUGCCCA